Messenger RNA from Triticum urartu, 1249 nucleotides. Its product is annotated as polygalacturonase inhibitor 1-like. NCBI's taxonomy places the organism in Eukaryota, Viridiplantae, Streptophyta, Magnoliopsida, Poales, Poaceae. The record is from RefSeq and is a predicted model, not a curated record. Gene Ontology annotation, molecular function: protein binding.
AGAUGCAUGAGAAACAGAACACUGCUGCGCUUGUGUCUCUCUCGGCAAUGGCGGCUGAUCCGCCAUCCUCCUCGUGGCAUGCUUUGCUGUGCCUCACGCUCUUCUCGGCCGUCGUCGCGUCGUCGUCCGCGAUGGACUGCGACGGCGACGACCGCGCCGCGCUGCUGAGGGUGAAGGCGCAGCUGGGCGACCCCGUGCAGCUCUCGUCCUGGCUCCCGGCCACCAACUGCUGCGCCUGGGAGCCGCCCGCCGUCUUCUGCUCCGCGGCCGGCCGAGUCACGGGGCUGGCGCUCUCCUCCCUCGACGGCGUCCGCGCGCCCGUCCCGCCGGCGCUCGGCGAGCUCCCGGAGCUCGUCAUCCUCCAGGUCCAGUCCGUCCGCGGCCUGUCCGGCCCCAUCCCGUCCUCCUUCGGCAACCUCACGCGCCUCGAGGACCUCAACAUCGCCGGCACCUCCAUCUCCGGCCCGGUGCCGGACUUCCUCGCCGGGCUAACAAGCCUCCGCACCCUCGUCAUCGCCGACGGCAAGCUCGCCGGCCCCAUCCCCGGGUGCCUGGGCAGCCUCCCCGGCCUCAGGUACCUGGACCUCAGCGGCAACAUGCUCACCGGCGCCAUCCCGCCGGGGCUGCUGCACGGGAGCUUCAGGUUCCUGAUCCUGGCCAACAACCAGCUCACCGGCGAGAUACCGAGCGACUGCGGCGACGACGACGUCGACACCCUCGACCUCUCCCGCAACCGGCUGACGGGCGACCCGUCGCCGUUCCUGUUCGGCAUCGCGAAGCCGCUGGCCAAGGUCGACCUGUCGUGGAACGAGCUCGAGUUCGACAUGAGCGACGUCAGCUUCCCGCACCACCUCACGUUCCUGGACCUCAGCCAUAACCGGAUCAACGGGAGCGUGGCCAAGUCGCUGAUGGACGUGAAGCUGGAGCACUUGGACGUCAGCUACAACGGCCUCUGCGGCGAGAUCCCGGCGGGGAGGUUCAUGUCGGCGCACGGGGCGGAGAGCUACGAGCAGAACAGGUGCCUGUGCGGCACGCCUCUGCCUCCCUGCACCACAGGAGGCAUCCUAGGUCGGUAGUCUGUAGUGAUAAUUCAGGUUUGUGCAUGCAUGAGUGGGAGUGGCGGCAGACGACGGUGAUCAACGGGCAGCAUGUUUUUUGUAUGUUCAAGUUAGGGUGAGUAUAAAUUACACGCUCCAUAAGCUAUAAUCGUGGAAUCUUGGAGUGCAUGCUCCAUUCACUCGUUGAACAA